AUGUCAUCCUUCCCUCUUGUCGCGCCAUCGAGUGUCUCCGAACCACUGUCGCUGCAAGUCAAAUCCAUCGCCGCCGCUGAAGAGGGAGAGGACCCUCUCCUACCCGCAGAACCUCAGUUGUUCCUUGCCAUAAUCACGAACAAACAACCAGCCCCAGCGGAUGAGACUGAGCCGAACCAGCUGGUGAUUAAGGCGGCGGCCGCACUGGAGCUUUCCUCGCCAGAACCUAUCGCCGUUGACAUAGGCAUCAACGAUACCAUCACUACAACACCUAAGACCAACGUGCAGUUUCAGAUUGAUUCCGCCUACAAAAGGGUUUCAAACCAUUCUCAAACGAUGGACCAAGGGUUGACCAGUGUGGCUGUUGAAGUUGACGCAGAAAAUCCUCUCUUCUCGAUGACCGUAGGCACAAACCAAUCCACCAAUUCAAGAGUUGCCCUGCCGAACGCCUCAAACAACAACAAAAUAGCAGAUCGGGUGGCAGUGGAGAUGUUUCCUUGGGAGGCUCGAUUACAGGAUGGAAAAGAAAGACAAAUGAUCCCCAUCAGAUCUGCCAUUUCAUGGAAAUUCAGAAGGAAAAGGGAGUUGGAGAACGGUGGCCGAGAGCGCAACGGAGAAGAAGGAAGUCGCAGAGACGAUGGGAUCUGCAAGAUGGCGGUAGCUGGGUCAAAAUUUGCGGGUUUAGGUAUCGAAGAUGGGCUGACCAUUCAGGGCUGCGUUGGGCCGACGAUGGGUGGAUUAACGAGAGGCCUUCUCUAUGAAAUGAAACCCAGUUCUGGGGGCACUGAGGACGAGACCAUGGGAUGGAAUGGAGCUGAGUCGAGAUUGGGGGAGAAAGGAAUGAUGGAAAUGCGACAGCAAGCUUACAAGGCCUGUGAAAUUCAUAAUCUUUCACAGCAGAUGGACCCUUGCUUAAUUAAGGACUUGAUUGUCGGUACAAUUGAAGAGAAGGGUACGGGUGAUGGUUCAGACAAGUGUGAUCUGAUUUUGAAAUUUGGGAGAGGGGUUUGGUUUCCACAUAGGGUUGCCGAGAUGGAGGUGCCUAGUGGUGCAUUGUUAUUAUUCGGAGGGUUAAUACAAGUGCAGGAGAUACGUGUGAUUAGUGAAGUAAAGCAUGGGGUGCAUGGAAGGAUGGUUUGGGAAGAGGAAUUUCACAGCUUGGUCUUGGCGGUCGAAGAAGCUGAUCUUGUAGGAGUAACCCAUUCCUUCACCGUAGAGAUGAAGCUCUUGUACAUAGAAAUUGUCGAUGUUGGCUUUGUUCGAGUGCCUCAACGGAGUUGGAAGUUCCGUAUACGCGAAAGAGAAUACAUGGAACCUGACAUCGGUCUUCAACGAUCACUAUUUCCAAACUCGGCCUUGAGGACGUUUUCAGUGGAUGGUAAUGAUGAGCCCAUAAUCGCUCAGUUCGAGUGUCGUAGCCCAACACUGCUGCCAUAA
Messenger RNA from Linum trigynum, 1437 nucleotides. The record is from the annotation of a GenBank genome assembly. NCBI's taxonomy places the organism in Eukaryota, Viridiplantae, Streptophyta, Magnoliopsida, Malpighiales, Linaceae.